Alexandromys fortis (reed vole) is the source of this 7607-nucleotide messenger RNA. RefSeq names its product ring finger protein, LIM domain interacting (gene Rlim). The transcript has 7 exons. NCBI's taxonomy places the organism in Eukaryota, Metazoa, Chordata, Mammalia, Rodentia, Cricetidae. Gene Ontology annotation, cellular component: cytoplasm; nucleoplasm. Gene Ontology annotation, biological process: ubiquitin-dependent protein catabolic process; protein ubiquitination; random inactivation of X chromosome. The record is from RefSeq and is a predicted model, not a curated record. The coding region runs from base 549 to 2357 and encodes 602 amino acids. Gene Ontology annotation, molecular function: ubiquitin protein ligase activity.
ACUUCCUGUUGUGGGCAGUCGUUUCCUGUCACAGCUAGGUAACAAUGGGGAAGAUAAUGGCUGCUUGAGCUACGUCUCCGAUCGGGCGCUGGGAGGCUAGAGGCGGGUCUCCCUCAGGCCAUCGGAGGCGGGCUUGAGAGCGGGCGGCGACGACGCGGCGACGCUCCUGAGACUGGCAGUGGCAGCGGCGGCGGCGACCGCGACGGAGCUCAGCGAGUCGGCUCCUGGCCGGACCACCGCAGCGGAGUGAAGAAAACUGAAAAUCCAGCUUAUUGGAUUUCAGUACUAUGUCAUAACAGACAGAUUCAAGAAGCCAUAUGAUAUACAUACUCUAGUUGGAAUUAAUUCUGUCACUAUUAUCAACAUUGUAAGAUAACCUCAUAAUUGCUUACACUAAGCAGGACACUUCAAAAGACUUGUAGUCGGAAUUGUGAACUGCAAGUCAGUACUCUUCCUGCGAAGAGGUUAGACAUAAGGGACAUUCCUGAAUCUGUUCUGGAUUUUUCAUCUGCCCUCUACAAGAGAUAAUUCUCCACUUGUUCAUCAAGAUGGAAAACUCAGAUUCUAACGAUAAAGGAAAUGACCAAUCUGCAGCACAGCGCAGAAGUCAGAUGGAUCGAUUGGAUCGGGAAGAAGCUUUCUAUCAAUUUGUAAAUAACCUGAGCGAAGAAGACUAUAGACUUAUGAGAGACAACAAUUUGCUGGGCACCCCAGGCGAAAGCACUGAGGAGGAGUUGCUCAGAAGACUACAGCAAAUCAAAGAGGGUCCACCGCCGCAACAAAGCUCAGAUGAAAAUAGAGGUGGAGACUCUUCAGAUGACAUGUCCAAUGGUGACUCUAUAAUAGAUUGGCUUAACUCUGUCAGACAGACUGGCAAUACAACAAGAAGUGGUCAGAGAGGAAAUCAGUCCUGGAGGGCAGUGAGCCGGACUAAUCCAAAUAGUGGUGAUUUCAGAUUCAGUUUAGAGAUAAAUGUUAACCGUAAUGGAAGCCAAACCUCAGAGAAUGAAAAUGAACCAUCUGCUAGACGUCUUAGUGUAGAAAACAUGGACAGCAGCAGCCAAAGACAAAUGGAAAAUUCAGCAUCUGAGACAUCAUCUGCCAGAUCAUCUAGGUCAGAACGCAGUUCUGCUGAAGCAUUAACAGAAGUGCCAUCCACCAGAGGUCAGAGGAGGGCAAGAAGCCGAAGCCCAGAACACCGGAGAACCAGAGCCAGAGCUGAAAGAAGUAGGUCUCCUCUGCACCCAGCAAAUGACAUUCCACGAAGAAGUCAUCAUAACAUCUCAUCUCAGACUUUUGAGCACCCUUUAGUAAACGAGCUUGAAGGAAGUUCUAGAACCCGUCACCAUGUGACUUUGAGACAGCAGAUAAGUGGGCCCGAGUUGCUAGGUAGAGGUCUUUUUGCAGCUUCUGGGUCGAGAAAUUCUGCCGCUCAAGGGGCAAGUUCUUCAGACACGGGUAACAAUGGUGAAGGUGCAGGAUCUGGUCAAAGACCUCCAACCAUCGUUCUUGAUCUUCAAGUCAGAAGAGUUCGUCCAGGAGAAUACCGGCAGAGAGAUAGCAUAGCUAGCAGAACUCGGUCAAGGUCUCAGACCCCAAACAACACCGUCACUUACGAAAGUGAACGUGGGGGUUUUAGGCGCACCUUCUCACGUUCUGAACGUGCAGGCGUGAGAACCUAUGUGAGUACUAUCAGGAUUCCAAUUCGUAGAAUCUUAAAUACUGGAUUGAGUGAAACUACAUCUGUUGCAAUUCAAACCAUGUUAAGGCAGAUAAUGACAGGUUUUGGUGAGCUGAGUUACUUUAUGUAUAGUGACAGUGACUCAGAGCCUGGUAUCUCAGUCCCCACUCGAAAUACGGAGAGAAUAGAGACCCGGAGUGGAAGAGGGAGCUCUGGUGGUAACAGCUCUGGUUCCGGCUCCAGUUCCAAUGGUGAAAGUUCAGAAAGUAGCUCAGAGAUGUUUGAAGGCAGUAAUGAAGGAACCCGAAUUCUCGCACCAGGUGCCAGGAGAGAGGGCCGACAUAGGGCCCCAGUUAUAUUUGAUGAGAGUGGCACUUUGCCAUUCCUUAGUCUGGCUCAGUUUUUCCUCUUAAAUGAGGAUGAUGACGACCAACCUAGAGGACUGACCAAAGAACAGAUUGAUAACUUGGCAAUGAGAAGUUUUGGUGAAAAUGAUGCAUUGAAGACAUGUAGUGUUUGCAUUACAGAAUAUACGGAAGGCAACAAACUUCGUAAGCUACCUUGCUCCCAUGAGUACCACGUCCACUGCAUCGACCGCUGGUUAUCGGAGAAUUCCACCUGUCCCAUUUGUCGCAGGGCCGUCUUAUCUUCUGGGAACAGAGAAAGUGUUGUGUAGUGAGAACAGAACUCUCGAAGCUGUGUAGCUGGAAUAGUGAUGGGCAAACGGAAAGUCACCUGCUUUAUGUCCACUUUUUAAGUGGUGCUUAAAUAUAAAGUCAACCUGAAUUGAGUCAUUGCUUUCUGAGGGAGUCAUGUCUUUUCUCUAGUUUCUCUUUCAGGAUAGAAAGAAUAUUUCAGAAGCGACAUUUUAGGACUUCAGUGUUUGAUUUCAGUACCAGAUAAUUGCUAACCUGUUACUGAUAAUUUACCCAUGUACACUUGCCAUUUUCCCUUUGUUACCGUAAGGUCUGCCUUAGCAAGGGCUCCUUUAUCAUCUUGACCUCUUUUUAGGUUUCUCAGGCCAUAAGAGGGUCAUGAAGAAAAUUCCCACUCAAGACUAAGUUCCAUUAUAUGUUUUGUAAGUGAUUAAUUAAAACUAUACCAUUCCCAGUUGUUGACACAAAGUCAGUCACAUUCUGAAUAUUGUUUGUUCACCUUCCAGAUUAGGUGAUGAUGGACAUAUCAGUGUAAAUAACACUAAACAGUUAGGAUCUUCUACGUGUAUUAACUGUCCUAAGCCCAUCACUGUGGCACACAAUAGAAUGAACUUAGAGUUUAAUUGAGAUAUUUAUCUUGUGGAAAUAUUAAAAAGCCUAUGCUUGUGUAAGUGAAAAAAAUCACAUUCAUUUGUUUAAAAAUGUAAAGCUAUUUUGUAGAGGCUCAGUACUUUUCCAAUGCACUGUUGUAUUAAUGCAUUCAAAAUUGUAAAGUACCAUGCUUAGAAAUGAGAACUGCUUUUUGUGAGCCAGCAUAGUAAAACAAACACACCAAACAAAGUACGAAGCUGCUUUUGUAAGUGUGUAGAUGUCAAGAGCAGAACAUAUCUCUAUUUAAUGUAUUUGAGAACAGCUACUGUGACAUGGAAAGGAAAGGACCAUGUAGAAUCACACUGCACUAAAACCCAAUGGAAACCAUGAAUUUUAACUUGGAUUUAGGCAGGAAGUGAUAGAGGGUAAGAACACUGCUCUGGAGAAUGGAAUGUUUUCAUGAUGACAGUGAUAUAGACAUGAACUGGUUUCCUACAGUGACAGCCACAGCAGCUCGACCCAGUAUUCGACUUGAAUAAAAGAAGCAGAAGAUCAACAAAUUUGGCAGAGCUGUCUUUGGUUUAAAAAAAAAAAAAAACCACUACCACCUAGCAUAAGUUAAAUUGAUGUUUUUACAAUCUGCUGCUAAGAAACAAAAGGUGGAGGAAAGAGACUUCUAAACCAAUUUUAAGGUAGGGAUUUCAGUUGGUACAGAUGGGUGUGCUUUUGGAAAAGUCUCGGAUUUGCUUGUUUUCGAGAUUUCAUGUAAGGUACUAGUGCACACUUGUCUAUAUUUCAUUGCUGUGUCUAGCAGAUCUAACAUGCCACAUUUAAAAGACAUUCAUAAAUUAAGAGAUUAUCUUUUAUUGAAAGUGAGGCAUGUUGGGUUAUUUGAAAUUCAAAUUCUAGUUGUGUUGCCCAUAUGUGAAGAUGAGAUGUCCAGCUCACAUCUGUGGACAUGCACUUUAUUGUUCUUUUUUAGUGAUAAGACUAGAUUGUGAUAACCCCAGUACUCUUGCCUGGUUUUUCUUUUGAGACUGAUUGGGGUUAAGAUUAGCUUAGCUAGUUCCCUGGAGAAAGCUGCCAGGCCAGAAGAGAAGCUGGAUUGAACAGGCACAUCCCUGGCCUUUCACCAAAUGAGCUAACUACCCAGAUUACUCCGGGAUUCUAGAAACUAUUUUACCCAAAUCUGCUUACCCUCACUGGUACCACCUUAGCAGUACAGAUUAUUUCAAAGUUCAUUCUUUCAUGUUUUCCUCUGGCUUUCAGUCCUACCUAAGUGUCAAGGAAAUGAAAUUGUAAAUAUGGUAGUUGUUUACAAAGGAUAUGUACUGCUCUUGCAAGGAAAUAAUGUCCAAACAAAGCUUCACUUAUUUUUUUUAAUAUAAGCAGAUUUCACUGUUUAUGGCGCUUAUGUAAUACAUUUUUAUCUUUUUAAAAGAAUUGUCCAUGUAAAAGUCAGGAUUCCUUUAUAUUUGUGAGCCUCCUUGUCACCUUUCUAUGGUUUUCAGAUCUGCAGGAUAGUCCUGAUUAACUAAAAACAAAUCCUUUUUCCUCUUGAUAAAAAUGUUCCAUUUUAGUGGUGUUCAUUUUCUAUAUCUCAAAAACAGCUGCAGCACAUUCUAAACAUGAAGUUACUGUCAACAGGCACCUCCCUUAACUCCCCAAUCAUAUUACUCUUUUGCGAAGUACUGAAGUCAGAGGUAACUUAAGCAGGAUGCUAGUUAUGAAUGCAGAUGUUGAAGCUCUUCAGAGACACUGGAAAUCUUCCCAUUUCUAGACUUCAGUAGAAUGCACAUGUUUAACGUGCAUGUGGACCCUUUCUAAUAGGAUUCCUAUCUCUUGGGUUCUGUAGAAUGAAUACAAGUAUUUUUAGUGGGAGUUGCUUUUUCAUUUUACCAAGUCCAUGACUAUUAUAUAUUACUAGUGUUGCAGACGUUAAGGAUAAGGUUGUUCGUAUAGGUGUCAGGUGUAAAGAGUGAAAGUCUUUUUACUCACCAGUGUCCAAACACCUAUUACAAAAGACUUUACAUUUCAUUUUGUAUCUUUGCACUUUUUCUUUAUUACAGAAAGUUUCUGUCUUUAAGGCCUACUUUGAACUUCAUGCAGUAAUAAUGUUGGAGAUUCCAUUGUUCAAAGCAUAGGGGAAAGUGCUAAAGCCUGAUUUUCCUUAAAGAUUUCAAAUGUUUUUUUAAUCCACUUACUAGUCUGAAGGUUUGCAGUGUUUUGUUUUUUAUUCCAUGCAGCUUACAAUGUUAAGAUUUAUUAGUGCUGAAAACCAAGUUGAACAAGUUAAAAAAAAAAAAAGGCAGGCUAUUUGCAGUAACACUGAAGAGAGCUGUGUUGGGAAAUUGGAACAUUUUAUCUGAAAAGAAUAUGUUAGUUGCACCACUAUGUUAAUGGAGGUGGCAUUGGGGAGAGGGAGGAGGCUCACAUACUAGUGUUAAAACAGGUGAUUGUCCAUUUAAUAAGGAAAUGUGCCAGGAGAUACUCAGUCUUUAGGGACAUGAUUAUCAGAAUCCAUGCAAGAUAGGGAUAAGGCUUAGUUAGCUCUGUUACCUUAAGCAAUUUUUUUUCUCCUGGAAAAACUUUAUUUCUGUGCCCAGUAUUCUCUGCUUUUGUCAAUGUCUUAUAUCUAUGAAGGGUUAACAUUUAGCACAUUUUGUAUUUAACCACCUGCUUCUAUGACUUUAAGUCGGUUCUCCAAAUACUCGUGAAAAAGGGUUCAAUGUUGCAAAUGACUAUUAAAGGCCAUUUCUGUUUGCUAGAAUGCAGUAGCACCUUGUAGUUGACCUUGUUUUUUAAACAGAUGGAGGAGACUUUUUUUAAUUCUUUUGUGAAAGGAAAUCAUUUGUAAUCUGCCUUAGUUGACGUUUUAAAAAAUGUUUUUUCUUACCGGCUUCCCUGUCACACUCUUACCAAUAGUGUGCAGAACCUGGGAGCCACGCUUGCAGAGCACUUAGGGUCUUAAGACAGUUCUGAUUGUUGUUCUCCAAAGUAUUCUCUCUGUACCUUUGUAACAGGCGGAGAGCGCACAUGUGAGGGUGUCUGCUUUUCCCCUUCAGUACAGUUCAGUAUGUUUAUGCUCAGUAACAGUGUUGUAAUUGAGUUACCUACUAAAUGAUUCUUUUCAGAAAACUUUUUCAAUGUACAUUGCUGUAUCAUGCUUCACUUGGCAAGGUCUAAGGAAGGAGUAUUUCUAAGUCACAGUGUAAGCAAAUAAAAACAGCUGUGACCUCAAUAUCUGCCCUUUACUUUUUUUUUUUUUUUUCAUUCUGAAUUACCGUGUUUUGAUGUAGGGUAUUGUGCUGUGCACUCUUAGCUGGUCUGGAACACUGGACCAGACUGGCCUCAAAUUUAUGGCAGUCCUUGUGCCUCUGCCUCUUGGAUGUUGGGAAUACAGGUACUUGUUACCAAACCUAGCUCAGCACUUUGAAAUAAGGAUUCCUUUCCCUUCGCUGGAAAGUUUUUAAAUACUCUCCAACACUCCAGGAAGUGAGUGGCCUCUCUAAGUCACCAUACCUUAGAUCUGAAAGCCUACAGCAUAGAAUAGAAUUGCUACUGGGAUUUUUUUUUCUAAGUAUCAGUUUUAUGAUUGUUUUUAUGUCCAUGUAGAUGUCUGGAUUCAAAUCUCAGAGCUAUGGUAAGAUACUUGGGACUUUUUUGUUUUGGUAUUUUGAGAGGGUCUUGUUUUGUAGCCCAGGCUGGCCUGGAAUUGGUGAUCCUCCUGAUUGCUGGGAUUACAGGUGUGUCACCCCACCCAGAAGGGAUUUGUGUGCUAAAGUCCCACAGCUGCUCUGUGUCAUUUGGAUGAGCUGCUGUCUAGAGACGCGCAGUGAAAGUGAGCCUGCCAUGCCACUGUGCCUUGUUUCUCAUCUUGAUUGUUUCCAGUUCCAAUGUGUAGUCAGGCCAGCUGCCCAGCCUUAACUCUGUUUAGUGCUCUGUUACUAACAUUUUUAACAGAUUGGUUUUUAUAUGUUGAAACUGUCCAGCGUUUGCAUUUUACCUCUUGAUGGCUCCAUUUGUUCUUGGUGCUGCUUUUAAAGGUAUAGGGCCCUGUGAGUGUCCCAGUGGGAGUAGGUAUGCAGUUGGUCUGGUUUGGGACCUAUGUCUGUCUUCUGCCAGGAAAAGCUGCUUUGGUACAGAUGUUUACUUGAGUGCCUGUAAGGAACUGGGCAGCAAUCCUGGAAAGCUCUGAAGCCCAUAAGAACCUGAAAGGUUUUGAAAAGGGCAGACCUUAAAUCUUUGAACAUGAAGCACAUGUGUGCAUGCUGUGUGAAGACUAAAGUGAUGGCCAUAGCAGGGCUUCCUGACCCGGGAUCCAUUUUCAGAAAGCAUCAGAGGAGCACAAAGGGAAGUGAAUUUACUUGGCUUGCUUUGUCUGGUUUUUCAUUUUCUUACCAUUUAAAUCUGAAUGAAACACCCUUCUCCGGUAUCUGAUCCAACAAACUCCUGGUUGGGAAGCCCUGUAUUAAUUUUUGAGAAUGUAACCUUUUUUGUACAGUGCUUUACACCUGCUAAAAUUUAACUUGUUUAAUGCAGAACAAGACCUUGAAAGGUCAUUCAUUAAAUCUGGUUUGAUUAUUAAUAGCUAUCUUUUAGGAAGAAGCUUUUUCCCUAUGUACAAUGUCAUACUGCAGACUUAAAAUAUAGACUAUCAAUAAAAUGCAUGAAGUGAU